Haemorhous mexicanus (house finch) is the source of this 3798-nucleotide messenger RNA. It is a transcript of the gene KCTD18, whose product is annotated as potassium channel tetramerization domain containing 18. NCBI's taxonomy places the organism in Eukaryota, Metazoa, Chordata, Aves, Passeriformes, Fringillidae. Gene Ontology annotation, biological process: protein homooligomerization. The record is from RefSeq and is a predicted model, not a curated record.
UUGCUAUUGCUUAUAUGUGAUAUGUUAAGUCAGUAGCUGGCAUGAGUUUGAUUUCUAUUUGUAUCUGUUUUAGGUUUGAAUAGCUCAUAAUGCCAUCAGCAUUGGCAAAUGCAAUGGAAGAGGGCAAGGCUGAAGCUGUCCAGGAUAUUCUAUGACUGAAUGUGUGAGGCUGUUUAUACACAGCCAGGCUCGAGUCUCUGUUGCUCGAGGAUUCCAUGCUGGCGUCCAUGCUCACUGGUGGAAAUCCAGUUAAAAGAGAUGAUUCAGGAGCAUGUCUAAUUGAUUGAGGUGGAAACCUAUUUAAAUAUCUUUUGGAUUGUCUUCAUGGAGAAAUUCAGAUUCCUGGAGAUGAAAAAGUUAGAACUGCACUGCAGGAGGAAGCAGAUUAUUUUGGAAUCUCUUAUCCAUACAGUCUGUCUGAUCCUUUGGCUAAUGAAAUGGAAAUACACUCUUCAAGGUCCAAUAUAGAGUGUAAAAAGGCUUUGUUGGAUUUCUGUGAUUCUUACCAUUUAGUUUGCACCAAGCCUACAGUUUGGCUCCUGCACUAUCUCAACACUUGUGGAGCAAGCUGUGAAAGGAAAAUUGUUGGUGUGUAUGCCAUAAGAGCUGAUGGGACUGAUAAUAAGGCACCAGGAAUGAAAAUUCAUGGUAAAAGCAUGUAAAAAAGAGAAGCUGGAAAUAACAUCCAAUACCUCUGGAGCUAUUACUCAGUAACUGAGCUGAAAAAGAUGAUGGAUGCUUUCAAUGCCUGGGAAGGGAGAGGUGUCAGCUACUGCAGAGUGCCUCAGGAGCUGACUGAAUGUUGGACUCUGGAAGAACGCCCUCUGAGAGGCAGUUUGCAUCAUAUGCCUCCAGUUUAUAAAAGUUAUGCUGAUUUGCAUAGAUGAUUAAUUGACUGUACUGAAGUGGAAGGCUGUUUACCAUGUAAAGUAGAUCUCCAGCCAAUUAGAUUCUCAGGUCCCUCAACAAGUACCCACAUAAAAGUCAAGAAUUCAUCUUCAUUAAAGAUAGCUGCUUGCAACUCUUCACAUUCUGCAGCAAUUCCUAAACGACCUCACAGUGAAAGUCUGAUGCUGCACAAAGAAGCUUCUCAAACCACAUCCACAACGUGCACACCAGUGCCAAGCAAGUCCCAGGCUCCCUGAGGAAGGCAGAGGGCUGGCAAUGGGCCACUGAGCCAAAUGCCAUUCCAAGCCCCAGGGAGUAAGAAGCCUGUGAACAAGUGUGCAGUGAAGGCGAAAAGGACUCCUUUUCUUGUGACACCAUCUCAGCCACCACCUUCUGCAUCCAGUAAAACAAGUGAACAAGACAGUGCUGAAAUUCCUACAGUGCUAAACAAGAAAGAACCAGCUGUAUGGGCAGAAAGUAUUACCCUUAAGAAUGAUACAGGGGGUAAUGUUUGACUCAGUCUGAUAGACUGGACAGCUCUACAUUAUAUGGUUGAAGAAGAGGUCAUUAUCUCAUGUGAUCCUUUAUUCAAGAUUAGGUAGAAAAUUGUGAUGAAGAAGAUAAAACAAUUUCUUCCUGUGCUUUUCGUUAAGAGCACUGAAAUGUGUUUUCUGCUUUAUUUCUAGAUAUUUUUUAGAUGUUGGUAAGUGAGGAAGAAAAUGGAUUAAAAAAUCCCUCAAGCACAUGCAGCUUAACAUUCCAGUAACUCCCAUUUGUAUUUCUGUUGUGCCAGAUCGUAAAGUGAGUACUAGCACAGCAUAAAAGAAAAUCUUUAUCAACUUUAACUGCAGUGAGCCUCAGUUUGCACCUUUAAAGGGGGGAAGGGGGAAGAAUAGAUAAAAGUAAGUAGCUUUUAUUAGAUAGAAGUUUGCAACAAGUGUGCAACACAUGCAUGCUGCAGAGGCAUGGGAAGUGGAAUGCAUUUACUGGCACUUCUGGUGAGGGUAAAUCACCAUUUUUGCUCUUACUAGCAAUGCAAGGGAUCACCUGUGCUUGUACACUGAGAGAAAAUUCUGAAACACAGGAAGGGAAGAAGUGUGCUGUGUGAGUAACAAGGCUGCUCUCUCUGAGAGACACUCAUUUACAGACACAGUACUGUGGUGUGAUCUGCCACUGGGGCAAGGCUGGUGCAGCUGGGGCAUUUUGUGUCACACUGCUAGGGGAUAGCUUUUCUGGGGCUGCAGGGUCUGAGUUACACCUGGCCUUCCAUGUCCUCCUGCAGAUCCUUUCACGUUAGGAGGGCACAACCUCAACCUGUGUGCAGCACAGAAGGUGAGGUCGAAGUGCUGUGGUUUAAAGAAAAAGCCUCCCUCCUUCCCCCCCUGUGCAGGCUGGAGGAGACAUUCUUGUAGCAGGGCAAAUGUUGAGCAAUGAUACUGAAACAAAGAGCUGCUGUAUGUUUCUAUCAGCAGAGGAAAGGCAAGUUUGGAUCGAUGAUUUUCAAGAGCCCUUUUAGUGGUUUAAACCAGUGAACAAAACCUGGCUUUGUUUUGUACUCUUGCUUAGAGUUGGGUGCUGGCUUUUUUUUUUUUUUUUGCUGUUUUUAUGACUACUUUUGCUUCUCCAGCACAGUAAAUACAGCUGUCUUUGAGAACAUUGCCAAAAAGCAAAUUCUUACAAUUCCCGAGACUAUUAGAAUUACAGAAGGGUUCUUUAAACGUUUUAUUUGCUAGAUCAUUUAAAGCCAUCACAUUUUCAGGUUUUGCUGCCAACCAUAAGGACUUGAAACAUAAUUUGCCCAAUAAAAAGCCCCAAUUUUUUCUGUAUUAACAUGUUUUUAAUGAGACAUCUUGCCAUAAACAGUAGUGACUAUAAAGGCGAAGAGCACUAUAAUUUUCUGCUACUGGUGUGUAUAUGGAAAACCAGCUGAUCUUUAGAUUAUUUAAGCUAGUGUUUUUUCUUUAAAAAUAAACCUGAAGAUCAACAAUCCCAAGACUCUUCCCAUCUCAACAAAAAAGUUUCACUGAACAAAGGACAAAGCAGAAAUUAUGGAAGGAUACUAACAUAAUGUACUCUAGUAUUUGAACAUGCAAUUCACUGAGACUAUCUUUGUGAAAUUUGUUUUUCAUAAUAAUCUGACUGAAAAGCAGUUUUUAAUACUUCUGUGUAAUUUCUACUUCACUAUUUAUUCAAUGUCUGAGCACUUUACCAUGCACCUUAAAAUCUUUUUACAAGGCUGUCUAAAGCUGAUUUCUUUCAACUUUUAAAUUCAGAAAGCUUCUUUAAACACAGAAUCAGAGAUAAGUAAUAGAAGACACACAAGAAAAAGCUUUGAGAAUAUUCCUACAGGACUCUGAGUUUGUACUACCUCAGUGUUUACUUAAGUUAUUUAGGUAGUACAGUAUUUUUCGAGUAACAUUUGUGUCAUUUGCAUUACAGUAGCAUUAAUGAAUCUUCUCUUUGUUGUGGACAUAAUAGCUUAUGGUUAAAAAAAUAAAAAACAACCCCCUUGAAUUUCAGCAGGUGAAAUGAGAAAGUGCCUGUGGUGAAGAAGGUAAAGAAAGAAGGACUUGAUUUUAUUUAUUUAUUUUCAAUUGGAUGGGGUGCUAACAUGGCCUUUUAACUUAUCUAAGUGGGCACCUCCAGCAUGUUUUUUAUAUCACAGACUCUUGUUCACUUUUGAUAAACUGCUAAGAGUGAUAUUGAAGCAUUUUAUGAUAGAUGGAGAGCAUUAACUUUCAUGGUGACUGGAACUAGAUGCACUGUCAAGUGGUGUGACAAUGAUUUACUUUAAAUCUUUGUAAAAUUAUAAAUCAUUAUAGCAGAGAUCAUGUUAAAAAGAAAUGUUCAGCAAGUUAUUCCAAUUCCAGAAUAAUUAAGUUUUCUUUAAAGGAGACAUUUUCAAGCACA